Messenger RNA from Mucor velutinosus, 1527 nucleotides. RefSeq lists its product as uncharacterized. Lineage: Eukaryota; Fungi; Mucoromycota; Mucoromycetes; Mucorales; Mucoraceae. The transcript has 3 exons. Bases 1 to 1527 code for a protein of 508 amino acids. The record is from RefSeq and is a predicted model, not a curated record.
AUGACUUCAGCAACGGCAAAUGCUACUACCACUACAGUUACUCGUUUUGUAAGCACAUUCAUCGACAAUUCAAAACACCAUGAUGACACAGAGAUUAUCAACAAACUAGCUACAUUCUCAGACGACGAUGAUACAUGUUCCUUUGAUUCAGAGCAAGAUGAGAAAUUACUGACACCACCCAUCACUGAAGACGAAGAACAAGAAUGCCAAGAAGCAGAAGACGAAGCUAUCGAUUGGGAAUUUUGGUCCAGAGUGAUUUCAGAUUUUCCUCAAUUCAACCAAUCAAAUCUCAAAUUACUAUCGAUUCAGGUACAACAUGGCAUUCCAUCCGCUUUGAGAGGCACCAUUUGGCCAGUACUAGCCAAAAAGACUGACAAUGGACUCCAAGACGAUUACAUCCAGUUAUUAAAGCAGGACUCUGUAUAUGAAAAAGCCAUCACCCGUGAUCUACAUCGUACAUUUCCUCAGCAUCCGUUUUUUCAAUCUCAUGUGGGUCAAGAGGCAUUAUUCAAUGUGGUGAAAGCAUAUUCCAUUUAUGAUCCUGAAGUGGGUUACUGUCAAGGCAUCGCCUUUGUAGCUGGACCAUUACUGCUGCAUAUGCCAGAGGAAGAAGCUUUUUGCAUUUUGGUCCAACUAAUGCAGAAAUAUCAUCUCAGAGGUCAUUACACGCCUCAAUUGGAUCUAUUACGCCAAAGACUAUACCAGUUUGAUGGAUUACUGCUGGAUCACCUGCCCCACAUUCAUCGACAUUUCAACGAGCAAGGUGUGCGCUCCAACAUGUAUGCCUCGCAAUGGUUCUUGACACUGUUCGCUUACAAGUUCCCGUUGGAUGUGGUAUAUCGAAUCUAUGAUACGCUGUUUACUGAAGGUGUGGAUUGCUUGUUUCGCAUAGGCCUUGCGCUUUUGUACAAGAAUCAAUGCACAAUUCUGUCACUGGAUUUUGAGGCAUUAGUGACCUAUUUAAAGGACGACAUGUUGACAGUGUACAAGGACAACAUUACUGAUCUACUAUGCGAGUCAUUUGAUGUCAAGAUAUCGCAUCGCAAGCUAGAUAAAUUGGCCCGAGACUAUCAAAUUGAAACAGCCAAGGCGGAUACAGAAGCAACGCUGAUAGAGUCCCUACGAAAAAAGAACCGCCAUCUAACAGAAAAGAACAGAUCAGUCGAAACGGAGAAUGACACAUUGAAAAAACAACAUGCGCUGGUCGCAGAAGAAUUGAUUUCGAAAAAGCUGGAAUUAGCGCGAGUGCAUGAUGAAAAUGACGCAUUAAAACAGCAAGCGGUUGAACUACGACGAGUGCUGGAUGUGAUUCCAAGCCAAAUCGAGAACCAAGUGCAGUCUGACAUGGAGGCGCUUUGCUUGAAAAAUCAAAGCCUGAAUCAGAAAAAUGCGGAACUGCAAGAUCAGUUACAAGAUAUGGAAACUCUUGUGAUUGAAAUCAAGCUGAAAUACGCUCAAAGUGAGAGUGACAGAGAACAGUUGAACCGAAAACUCGCAGACUUGAAAAAGUGGAUGAACAGUGUUUAA